Polyodon spathula (Mississippi paddlefish) is the source of this 3376-nucleotide messenger RNA. Its product is annotated as insulin-like growth factor-binding protein 4. The transcript has 4 exons. The coding region runs from base 401 to 1168 and encodes 255 amino acids. Gene Ontology annotation, biological process: regulation of insulin-like growth factor receptor signaling pathway. Gene Ontology annotation, cellular component: extracellular region. NCBI's taxonomy places the organism in Eukaryota, Metazoa, Chordata, Actinopteri, Acipenseriformes, Polyodontidae. Gene Ontology annotation, molecular function: insulin-like growth factor I binding; insulin-like growth factor II binding. The record is from RefSeq and is a predicted model, not a curated record.
CAGAGAGCCGAGCUAAAGAAUGUGUUUCUGUACUUGACUGAGAAUUUGACUCAACAGCCAGCACUACCUAUACAGCUGAGGAACACAGCAGGAGCUCUGGUGCACUUAGAAAAAAGAAAUCUUUUGCAUUUUUUUUUUCUUGCAAUUUUAAAGAAAGACUUUCCUUUUUUUUUUGUAGAAAUAUUUGCCUAUUAAAAAAAUAAAGACAUAAUCUUUGCAGCUCUUUUCUUUUCCUAAAGAUAUUCCUGCAUUCAUUUAAAAAAAAAACUGUAUUUUGAGGCAUCUAUCCUAUGAUUUCUUGUCGACUUUCAUUUUGAAAGCAUAUAAAGGACCAAGAAGUCUUGCACCUGCUUCUGGAGGGAGGGGGAGGGGAACGAGAACUGGUCCGUAUUCUUCAAUCAUGCCCUCUCGCCGUGGCAUCUCAGUGGCAGUCCUUGUGGCGCUAUGGGGUCUGUGCCUGAGUGAAGAAGCCAUCCGCUGCCCGCCCUGUUCUGAGGAGAAGCUAGCCCGCUGCAAGGCGCCAGUUGGGUGCGAGGAGACUGUGAGAGAGCCAGGCUGUGGGUGCUGCCCCACUUGUGCCCUGGCCAAGGGCAACUACUGUGGGGUGUACACUCCCCGCUGCGGCUCCGGGAUGCGCUGCUUCCCACCCCCGGGGGUGGAGAAGCCCUUGCAGUCCCUGAUGCUUGGCCAGGGAAUCUGCAUGGCGGAAACGGAGCUCACACAGUUACAGGCCACAGAAAAAGAAGAAUUGUGGAACCUGGACCAUCCCAACAACAGCCACAUUUCCUGCAGCCCGCAGGAUAAAAAGUGUCUCCUGAGACACCAAGCCAAGAUCCGAGAACAAGGGAUAAAAAACGGGAAGAUGAAAAACAAUGGGAAUCGAGAAGAGAACAAGCCUCUGGUCCUGCCGCCAUGCCAAUCGGAGAUGCAGAGAGCUCUCGACAGACUGGCAACCCAAACAAGAACCCACGAGGACUUCUACACCAUCCCCCUCCCCAACUGCGACAAGAACGGAAACUUCCACCCCAAGCAGUGCCUCCCUGCUCUGGAUGGCCAACGGGGGAAGUGCUGGUGUGUUGACCAGAAGACUGGCAUUCGGCUGGUGGGGACCCCGGAGGUCAAAGGUGACCUGGACUGCCACCAGUUUAUAGAAUCGAUCAGGGAGUGAGUGUCGACUGGCACAGGGGCUGCUGCUGUGACCCUGGUGGACUCACCCAUGCUGAAACCUACUGGUGCUGUUUUGUAUGAUGACAGAAGGGACAAUACCACAUAACCUCAUGAAACUUACGGUCAAAGGUACUAGGAUGUGCAAAGGAAACAAGUUAAACAAACUGACAGAAAAAAAGUAAUCUUAAUUUCAAUUAAUGUUAAAUCUGAAAAAAAAACAAAACAAUAAACAAAUAAAAAUGGCUUGACUGACAGGCACAUUAAUGGUAAUUAAUCAUUAUAUUCUCAAAGGUUCUGCUAAAGAUUGAGUUCAAACUAAAGAAAACAACGCAUGUCAGGGUUUUUUUUUUUUUUUUUUUUACUUUCUGAUUCAAAGCGAUGAUUGGGUUUGGAGCAUUUUGACUUUGAUACCAAGGCCAGUGGUCUUAAAUUCUGUUGAUUUGACUGUUGUUUAAGAAGCAGUCAGCAGUUUUCUAUUUUUAAUUUGAUGACCGAUAACACAAAAAAGGGUCUUCUUUUACAACAUCAUAAAUUAAAGAUCAAAACGUAUACGCCUUGUUGAACUGCUAAGUUUUUUUGCACAUCCUUUCCAAUAUUUAAGCUACAAAAAAACCACCAAAAAUGUAAUUGGUUAUUUCCUAAGAAAAGGAUACACUAGCACAGCUGCAACAACAUGCCAAUAAACUGUUCUGAAAGAACUGCAUGUUUAAUUGUCAAUGAUCACUGAUCAAUGAUAGUGCGGUGGACUAAGAACUCUGGUCUCUAAAAGAUUGCAUGCAAACAUGUGAAUCAACUCAUUCCAGCCAUGACUUAGCAAUCCAAAAGCAUGUUUCGCUAAAACUACUUUGUGCCGAGAUGAAUCACUGCACAGCAUGUACAGCACUGCUCUGCACGCCUCCUGCUUCAGCCUCCUAGUUAGACAAUGCCAGCAUCUCUGCCCUGAGAACAAUGGUUCUAAUUAUCAAAAGUUUUUGUUCCCUGCCAUUGAGGUUUCUCCCAUAUUCACAAUAAACUGCACAGAUGAACAUGUGGGAGGCCAAGGUUUUAACUGUUCCAGCAGCCCAUUUCCAAGGUGAUUAACCCAUGAAGACCAGUUCUCUAAAAAAACUUGGUUUCUUUCUUAGUACCUGUCAGGGAAAUCAAUAGCUGUAAUACUAGCGUUGAUGUUUUGUUCAGAUUACAAACAGACAGUACAUAGCUGUGUUGAUUGGUAAAUGAACAGUAGCUGAUCAAUGCCAGGGUUAUAUUCUGUUCAGGAGCUUCGUUCUAUGGGUCAAACAUUUAGCCAAUGGGGUUUGUGGCAUAGAGGCUGAGAGCAACGUUAGUUCUCUUCGUCAGUAGAGGCUGAUCCAAAUGGAAUUUCUGACAAUGCAAAGCUGUUUUUUUUUCUCCUAGUACCCUGCGUCUGAUUAAAUGCAAAUGAAAAAGGAAUCUGUAGCUCCUGGGAAUCAGUAUGCAUCAGUCUAGAUUCUGAUGCUAUACUAACACGUACAUCAGCAUAAGCCCCAAACUUGCCUCUCAACUGUAGAGCUUGCUCUUUAGUUGAAUGGUAAGGUGUUUGGCUUUGAGCAGUAUGGUUCGCAACCACUUCUUGCCUUUCAGUUCAAUUGGCUGAGAUGCCAAUCAGUUACAAGUAGCACAUUUUAACAAAGACUUUUCACCAAACACGUCUGCAACUAAUUUUUUUUUUCAAUAAAACUGAUGGUAUUGUCAGCAGGGUUAGGGGUCAGUUCCUGUUUUUCAGUGUUCCAGUUCCUUUUUAAAAUCAAUUCGCUAUUCCCAUUCCCUUGUAAUCAAUACCAGCGUGUCAUUGAUCAAAAUUGCAAUUAGCAGCGUUUUGUUGAAGCAAACAGGGGCAGCAAAUGACUUACAUUGAAGUCACUGCUUUGUCAGUCAACUAAAUGGCUUCAAAUGAAAGCAGGUGAACAAUCAAAACAAUGAUUCCUUCGAAGCAGCUGGAAUUGGGAAUUGAUUUUGAAAAGGAAUUGAGAAACAGGAAUUGAUCCCAGCCCCGGUUGUCAGGAUGGAAGGUGUUAUGUGUAUAUUGGAAGAAUACUUUCUGUGAUUUACAUGCACCACAUUACUGUGCCACCUUACGCUGGGCAUGCCUGCAUAGUAAACCUUUUGUGUGUACUGCAACCUUUUAGUAAAGGUGAUGUGGAAUGUAGAAAAAUAAAUGUGAAAAAAUAAACACAUUCUUUUUAAUGAU